Messenger RNA from Asparagus officinalis (garden asparagus), 2202 nucleotides. RefSeq names its product GPI transamidase component PIG-T. NCBI's taxonomy places the organism in Eukaryota, Viridiplantae, Streptophyta, Magnoliopsida, Asparagales, Asparagaceae. The record is from RefSeq and is a predicted model, not a curated record. Gene Ontology annotation, cellular component: GPI-anchor transamidase complex. Gene Ontology annotation, biological process: attachment of GPI anchor to protein.
AUGGCUUUUGAAGGACCCUUCACGAAUUCGACCCGCUUCCACCUCUACUCCCAGCUGCCAGUAUUCUCUACUCAAACUGCGAUCUUCCGCAUACUCGCCUCCUCCUCUCGUCUUCAUCUGCCAAACCGUCCAAUUCCCUUCUUCGUCGUCGGAUCCGACGGCGGAGAUGGACCAACAGCGGAGGAGUUCACCGAGGAGCUCCUGUUGAGGCCGCUGCCUGAUCGAAAGCUGCUCGCUCAUUUCCACUUCGAGAGCAGGGCUCCGCCCUCUAUUUCCAACGGCCGACAUCAUCAUCUCUUCCCAAAAGCAAUCGCUCAGUUGGUCCAGAAAUUCCAUAUUAGGGAACUGGAGUUGUCCUUCACACAGGGACGCUGGAACUACGAGAGUUGGGGCGGAUCUGAUCCCAUGUCCAGCACCAAUGCCAAGCCCCCUGGUGUUGAGCUGUGGGCUCUUUUUGACCUCCCAAUUGAUGAAAUUGAUGUUACCUGGAAAAAUCUUACUCAUUCUCUCUCAGGUCUCUUCUGUUCUUCAAUCAAUUUUCUUGAGUCUUCAACUGCCUAUUCUGCUCCUGAUUGGGGAUUCUUCUCAAAUUCAAGCAACCUCAGAUAUGGUGCAUUGCCCCGUGAAGCUGUUUGUACUGAGAAUCUAACUCCAUGGUUAAAGCUUCUACCUUGUAGAGAUAAAGCUGGUAUAGCUUCUCUUCUAGAUAGACCUUCAAUUUAUAAAGGAUACUACCAUUCUCAAAGAUUGCAUUUGAUCUCAUCUACAUUGACUGGUAUUAUUCUAAAACAAAGUUUAACUAUUGUUCUUCAGCCUAGUGUUGGAAGGAGUAAAGGUUCCCUUCAGCCAAGCUGGUCUAUUAGUUCAGUGUUCAGACUGAAAGCAGGCCAGAAUAGUUUCUUGGAACUGGAGAGGGGUUUAACUGCUGAACUAGAGAAGCUUGGAUCUGUAGAGUAUUCAAGCAAUCAGUUUUUUGAGUUGUCAUGUACUCCAGACAAGGUGAUAAAAGAGUCAAAUGCAUUACAAGGACAAAGUACUAGUUCUACUCUCUAUGAAUUCAGGGUAUCAAACUCCAAUGAAAACGAGCCUAUGAAUGUAGGAAUUACAUGGAAGCUUCCAUUGACAUGGUCUUGUGCGAAACCACCUUUCUAUGCAAACAGGUUUCUAAUGGGCAGUGGGUAUGAGAGAGGAUCUAUUGCUAUCUCCUUGCAAUCUAGUCACUCGCAUGAAUGGCAUUUGGAUCAGUUUAAUGGGUGUAAAGUGGAGGCUGUAGUCUUCCAGGUUGUUCCAUGGUAUGUUAAGGUUUAUUACCACACACUUAAAAUUUUUAUAGACGGAAAACCUCAGAUUGUUUCAGAUGUGGUUGAGAAUAUGCGAAUCUCCCCUUCAGAAGACAAGGUAUCACCUGGGAUGUUGGAGUUGAUGCUUAGAUUUCCUUGCAAUAUGCAGUCAGCUUCAUUGGUUCUAGAUUUUGAUAAGGGAUUCUUGCACAUCGACGAGUACCCUCCAGAUGCUAAUCAGGGGUUUGACAUUUCAUCAGCUCUAAUAAGUUUUCCCAACUUCUAUUCAAACAGAACCUAUCUUAUAGAUGAUUCGUUAACUCAGUCUCCUCUGCUACUUGAAUUUCAGGAAGAAAAUAUUGUGCAGUCAUAUACGGAAGUAUUGUUAGUCCCACUGACUACUCCAGAUUUUAGCAUGCCUUAUAAUGUCAUUACCUUCACAUGUACUGUGUUAGCAUUAUAUUUUGGAUCAUUGCUGAAUGUCUUACGAAGAAGAGUCGGUGAAGAGGAGAGGUUAUUAAAAUGCCAAGUCGAGAAAACUGCGCUCCUUCCACUACUCUUAUCCCGGUUAGUUUCCAAGUUCAAGAGACAAAAUAGAGAACUGUCUCAGUCAUCAUCACCAUCAUCAUCGCCUUCACGAGGACACAAGCUAAUUUUGAAAGCUAUACUUGUAGCCGUUGCAGCCAUAGUAUAUUUUUAUUUGUUAAACGAUGAAUGAAGCCAUACUGCUGAAGUAUCUGUAAGCUAAAUUCAAUACAAAUUUUGUAAUGUAUGAGUAGUCUAGUUUUGAUCCAUUUACAUGUUCUUUUCGUUUAUUCUUUAUUUUUCCUACUAAUAUGUUGAUUUUUAUCUUGGAGAUUAGUUUGGUUGUUUUGGCAUUGACAGUAAAUGGGUUGUGAGAAAGGGGGGUUUUGCUUCUUUA